AUGGAUUCACAAUCCAGCAGGCAAUCGUCCAGGCGGCGGUCCGAAGACCACGUUCACCCCCGACACCGAUCAACGGCACCGUCCCCUCCCAGCCGAGCGCCGGUCCAGACGGUAUCCUCACAGCCAUAUGCCGCAUUCCCCAUCAACCACCCAAAUCCACUGAGUCUGGCUCCCACUCGUGAGCAUUCCGUGCAAGGCGUCCCUCCGUCUUACACACAAAGCGCUGUUGGAUAUUUGCAGCCGGCUCAUCAUUCCCCGGGCCACACGGCAAUUGAAUAUUCGAGCAGCGCCCCGGCACACAGCACGGCGCCUCGACCCUAUCCGCAGCAGCCAAACCCCAACUAUGCUGGCAACUUACCAUACGGGGCACAGCCAGCCUUGACGCAGACGUUCUCGUCAUCUUUGCCGUACCGCACUCACCCAGACAGCCUUUCGACCUCUUUCUCGGGCAGUGCAGGUCCCUCGUCCGCCGCAAGUUCUUACGACCAUCUGUAUGCCGCCAGCUCUGCAGCAACGACGCCCAGCGCGGCAAACACGCCGACACACCCCUUGACACCCACACUUGCGGGAAUGGGGAGCUGGGACAAUGAACAGCGCUCCGAUUAUCCCCGCAAUUCACACGUUGAGCGGAGCGGUCGCGAGGGGCUCCCUCCAGACAAGAGACGCGGCGGCCAAUCGUCCAAGUCACGCAAAGAUGACCAGAAGAGCAGCGACUUUUGCCCUCGCAAAGAGGACGAUAUGGAUGAAAGUGGAAUUGGCGCCGAACAGAUACGGCCCGGAACAGCCCGGAACAGCCCCACAGAAGUCGCCCAACUGGACGCCGACAAGAUUGUCCAUCUCGAGAUAUGCGACGUCAAGAAGCGUGCAAUCAAGAAUGCGCUCUCGGCGUAUACUGAGCAUUACAAGCGCGUCGCUCACAAGGGUGUCGUCAUUCCACUUGACCCGUUGUACGGUCUGGCUAUCAACUACAUCGUCUUCUACUGGGCCAUCGAAAGCACGACCCCGGCUCUCGGUAGCCUCUCGCUCGCCGUUGAAAACCUCAUUGGCGGCGGCUUCCCUCCCAGGCAAUGCACCCACGGCACUCGCUACAACCUUGGAAGUGCUACACGCCGUGACGCCCUUGCGAUGUCAUCAAAAUCACCCCUUACUUUAUCAGCAAGGCUGGAAUGUGGCGGCCACUAG
Molecule: messenger RNA, 1182 nt
Organism: Colletotrichum orchidophilum
Lineage: Eukaryota; Fungi; Ascomycota; Sordariomycetes; Glomerellales; Glomerellaceae
Exons: 3
Coding region: 1-1182 (393 amino acids)
Source: RefSeq, a predicted model, not a curated record